Molecule: messenger RNA, 2334 nt
Organism: Peromyscus californicus insignis
Lineage: Eukaryota; Metazoa; Chordata; Mammalia; Rodentia; Cricetidae
Gene: Rab5a
Product: RAB5A, member RAS oncogene family
Exons: 8
Coding region: 295-1041 (248 amino acids)
Molecular function (GO): GTPase activity; GTP binding
Source: RefSeq, a predicted model, not a curated record
AGCCCCGCGCCGGCCAGUGUGAGAAGCGGCGAGCAGGCGACGCCGCUGCAGCUGCGGCGCAUCCCAUCUCCGGGCCGUGCGUGGACUCGCUGCCGGGAGCCGCGCCCCAGGUCUUUGGAAGUAAAGAUUCAGUAGCUUUGAACUUUAAAAGGCGCUGAAUAUGGAGGCACCCAUCUGUCAUUCCAGCACUCUGGAAGCUGAGGUAUUUUCUACAGAAAGAAAACAAAAUUGAUACCUUGCAUCCUGGAAGUUCAUUUAGGAAUUUGAAAUUAGGGACUUCUUUCAAAUUUGGACAUGGCUAAUCGAGGAGCAACAAGACCCAACGGGCCAAAUACUGGAAAUAAAAUAUGCCAGUUCAAACUGGUACUUCUAGGAGAGUCUGCUGUUGGCAAAUCAAGCCUGGUGCUUCGCUUUGUGAAGGGCCAGUUUCAUGAAUUUCAAGAGAGUACCAUUGGGGCUGCCUUUCUAACCCAAACUGUGUGUCUUGAUGAUACAACAGUAAAAUUUGAAAUAUGGGAUACAGCUGGCCAAGAACGAUACCAUAGCCUAGCACCAAUGUACUACCGAGGAGCACAAGCAGCCAUAGUUGUGUAUGAUAUCACAAAUGAGGAGUCCUUUGCAAGAGCAAAAAACUGGGUUAAAGAACUUCAAAGGCAAGCAAGUCCUAAUAUUGUGAUAGCUUUGUCAGGAAACAAGGCUGACCUAGCAAAUAAAAGAGCUGUUGACUUCCAGGAAGCACAGUCCUAUGCAGAUGACAACAGUUUAUUAUUCAUGGAGACAUCAGCUAAGACAUCAAUGAAUGUAAAUGAAAUAUUCAUGGCAAUAGACAGAGCCUCACUGUAUGGCCAAGGCUGGCCUGGAACUCCAGCUCCUCCUGCCUCAGUCUCCAAAGUGCUGGGAUUACAGGAUGGAGCAACCAUUCCCACUAAAAAGCUGCCAAAGAAUGAACCACAGAAUCCAGGCGCAAACUCGGCCAGAGGACGAGGAGUAGAUCUUACUGAGCCUGCACAGCCAGCCAGAAGCCAGUGUUGUAGUAACUGAAUUCCAGUGUGAACUUCCUAAAUUGCAAAAAACGUGGAGUGGGAGCAUUUAGCCGGCCCAUUGUGACUUCCAAAAAGAGACUUAUGGUAGAAUCAAGUUUCUAAUACUGAAUUAUUUUGAGUGUUUUGAACUUAAUUUUUAAUAACAUGCAUGUAUUCUUCCGACUAAUGUUUCGGCAGUAGAAAGGGAAAUGAGAACUGUGUACAAUUUUUUCCAUGGGAAAGUACAGGGGAACCAUUCGUCUCCAGUUGGUAUGGACCCACACUUAACCCACCUAGUCUCCAAACUGGGAUAAUAGUCAGGUGUGAAAGACUCAAAAUUACUAAUGUGAGCUUUAGAGAAACAUUUUUAGAAGACUAAAAAUAUUUAUGCUUAGCAACAGAAGCCAAGCAAAUGGUAAUUUCUUCUAUUGUCUAAUAAGUGUACAUUCCACAUAUUAAUAAAUAAUCCUAAGAAAACAGUCCUACAUCUCCAGAAAGAAUGAAUAUUAGUAACAUCUUACUCAGUCCUGUUAUUUCUUAAAAUAUGAUUGAAAAGAAGUCAUGUGUAACCCCAUCUUGUUUUAGGAAUAUAAAAACUGAUAAAUGCAUCUUAAUGGAUAAUGGUCCCUUCACGGGAGCUCUUCAACAAAGUGGAAAUAAACCAGGUGUCUGAUUUCUCUUUAAUCACUGUUGGCCAUUACAUAGAGGUCUGUCUGGAGCAGGGAGGGAGCUCUGGUUCCUUUUGGACAUGAUUAGUCAGUGCACUAACAAUUAUGUACAUUCAAACUUGAUGAUUUUAAAUAUGAUCUUCAGCUGUACUGUAAAUAGAGUACUGCAUUAUAGUCUCCAUGUUUAUUAUUUUCUGUAAUAUUUAAGAAUUGCCUAAGAGUAUACAAAAUGUACAGUUACUAAAACAGCUAAUUAUUUCUUUCUCCCCCUAUGAAAGGAAGGGGCUUUGCUGUUCUUUCAUGGCUAGAACCAUAAUAAACACUGUACCUGUAAUUUGUAACAUAAGUAUUACAAUGUUAUUAGUAAUAAUCUUGAAACCUUGUUUUUCAAAGUCCAUUUUAUUUUGAUCAGUAUAUUGCACUAAUUAUUUUAGGUAUUUUCAUUAUAUGAAAUCUACCAUGUGUCAGAUGAUUUAAUCUAUUUAAGUGUUGAUCUGCUAGCAGAACUUGUACAUUUUACAGUAACUCAAAAUUAGUAAGGAAAACAGUUCACCAGUGUUUAGUUUUAUAUUGAGGUGCUCAGGUUGGAAUAAAGUGGUAUAAAAAGCAACAUUGAGUUUUCUUUCUCUUUAACAUAAAGUAGU